Hyla sarda is the source of this 5470-nucleotide messenger RNA. RefSeq names its product complement C4-like. The record is from RefSeq and is a predicted model, not a curated record. Gene Ontology annotation, biological process: complement activation. NCBI's taxonomy places the organism in Eukaryota, Metazoa, Chordata, Amphibia, Anura, Hylidae. Gene Ontology annotation, cellular component: extracellular region. Gene Ontology annotation, molecular function: protein binding; endopeptidase inhibitor activity.
UUUGUCUGCUCUGCUCUGUGCCUCAGUCCCGGGUCUGGCACCAUGGGGAUAUCUACUCUGCUGUGCUGUCUACUAUGGGCGACCAUAUCUUCUCUCAUUAAGGCGCAAAGUCCAUCGUUCCUGAUCACCGCCCCUCGUCUUCUGCACCUUGGUGUGGGGGAGGAUGUGUGGGUGCAAGUGGAGUGGCCCCAGGGCUUUAAGGCUUCCAAUAGUGACAUCAAAGUGGAAAUGUACCUGAGGAACCAAAAGAAUUAUGCGGAGUGUACCACAAGAUAUACCGCGACCCUGAACAAUGGCAACAACUACAUCACCAAGCAGACAAUAGAGCUGAGUCCUGAGAGGGCCGCACUGUGUAAACUGAAUGAGAAGAGGAGUGAGCGCUACGUCCAGCUGGUAGUAAGUAGCGCCUCUAUCUCCGCAAAACCUCAAGUGGUCUCCAUACCCGUGGCCUACAAAAGAGGAUACAUCUUCAUCCAGACUGACAAGAGUAUAUAUACUCCCAAGGAAACAGUUAACUUUCGAGUGUUUACUCUGGAUCACAUGAUGAGACCCAAAAUGGAGCCGACCACUUGCGCUGUGUUUAAUGCCGAAGGCUUAAAAGUAACAAGUUUCACAAAGCAGGCGUCCAUAAUACCUGGAAAGAUCCAGAUUCCGGAUAUCGCAUCAUAUGUGUAUGGAGAGGAUGUGAAUGGCGUCACAUACAUACGCCUGGGGAUAAUAGGUCAGGAUGGGCAGAAGACUUUACUUCAAGGCUUGGAGCAGAACGUGAAGCUGACGGAUGGAGAAGGCUCUGUUGUGGUUCUUAAAGACGACAUUGUAAAGAAAAUUAACCAACCUGAGGAAAACCUGGUGGGGUCCACCUUUUACAUUGCAGUCAGUGUAAUGGAGGCAGCGUCUGGAACUUUAGAAGAGAAGGAGAUCACUUCCGUGAAAUUUGUAACAUCGCCCUACAUUUUGGAUUUAUCCAAAACCAGGCGGUAUUUUAACCCUGGAUCUCCAAUGUCAGUUGUGGUGGAGGUCACUCAUACAGACGGCUCACCAGCUCCCGGUGUCCUGGUCAAGCUAUUUAAAUCUAACGGUGAAAUAGGUUCCUCUAUAUCUGAUAACAAUGGAGGAACGGUCUUUCAGAUCAAUACAGAUGCCAGCCCGGAAUCCUUCGAAAUUAAGGUCACAGCAGGAAAGGAUGGCGCCCGUCAGGAGGAGCUGUUUCACCUUACUCCCUAUAGCUCCAAUGCCAACAGUUUCCUCCACUUGGAGAUCCCGAACCAAAUACUGAGCCCUGGAGAAAAUGUAAAGAUCACAACGAAGGUCUUGACACCCGAUCCCGGAAGAGUGAAGAACGUUUAUUAUAUGGUUCUCAACAAAGGUCAGAUUCUCGAGUUGAAGUCCAUUGUCAGAAGUGAAUUCAUGGUGAUCAAUGUACCGGUUACAGCUAAGAUGGUUCCUUCCUUCCGAGUUCUCGCCUACUACUACUUGGGCUCCGAGAUUGUGGCCAAUUCCAUUUGGGUGGAUGUUAUCGAUGUCUGUGAAGGCAAGCUGGAACUUAGAACAGAUGUUAGAGACAGUAUACAACCAGGAGACUCCUUCAAGCUCACAAUUGAAACAGACGAUAGGACGUCGGUGUCUUUAUCGGCAGUAGAUACAGCCGUCUACCUGCUGAACUCCAAAAACAAGCUGACCCACUCUAAGGUUUUUAAGGCCAUGAAUGCCUAUGACCUGGGGUGUUCCCCUGGAAGUGGAAAGGAUUAUAAAUCUGUUUUCAUGGAUGCAGGAUUAGUGUUCGUGUCCUCUGCCGGAUACAGUAACAUGAAUGAAUUUGGCUGUAAAGUUCCUCAAAGGAAGAAACGCUCCGUGGACUUCUCUGCACUUACAAACCAGAAAUUAAACCAAUUCCCAAGCCAGAAGCUCAAGCAAUGCUGUAUUGCCGGAAUGAAGAUAUUGCCGCCUCGCAUGGAAAGAAAGUGUGAAAACCGAGCCAUCCGCGUAGGAGACAAUGAAUGCCGCAAAUCGUUCCUCGACUGCUGCAAAUAUGCCGAGGAACUGCGAAAGAUGAUGAAACUGCAUAAAAAGAAGGAUAUCAUUGGGAGAACUCGAAAUAAGGAAGAGGAGGAGGAUUUCACAGAUGAAAGUGAGGUGCAGGUCCGUUCAUCUUUUCCCGAAACCUGGCUAUGGAGAACCGUCACUGUCAACAAAAGAUAUACUGAAACUGUUUCUGUUCAUGACUCCAUCACCACAUGGGAGAUCCAAGCAAUCGGAAUGUCUGAAGGAAAAGGAUUCUGCGUGGCUGAACCCAUCAAAGUCAAAGUCUUCAAGGACUUCCAUGUUCACCUUCGAGUCCCAUAUUCUGUGAAGAGGUUUGAGCAGAUGGAGCUCCGACCUGUGUUGUACAACUACUAUGAGCAGGAUAUAAAGGUUAAGGUAUCAAUGGACAAGUCAGAAGAUCUAUGUAGCGCUACCACGGCUGAUGGAGAGCCUAUAGAAAGAAUAGUCAUAGUGCCGAACCGUUCCGCUAUAGCUGUUCCAUUUGUUGUGGUGCCCAUCGGAAAGUCAAACCCAAUGGUGACAGUGAAGGCUCUAGGUACAGACGGAGUAGCUGACAUUGUAAAAAAGCCUCUCCGAAUUUUGAGGGAAGGUGUCUCGGUUCUUGAAGAAAAAACACAUCUGAUAGAUCCUAAGGACAGAAACAGAAAUGAGUUGACAGUUGACGAGGACCUGCCGUCCAAUAUGAUACCGGAUGGAGAUUUCCGCUCGAGUAUAAUGAUAAGUGUGGAUUCUCCAAUGAAUACCAUAAACAACUCCCUGAGUAGUGAUGGGGUUAGUAGACUCAUCCGUGUUCCAUAUGGCUGCGCUGAGCAAACUAUGAUUUCCACGGCUCCUGGAGUCUAUGCCCUUCGCUACCUGGAUCACACCAAUAAGUGGACGCAGCUACCACCUGACCGCAAAGACAUGGGGCUGGAGAACAUGAACAAUGGAUACGCCAGGAUCUUGCAGUACAGAAAGACAGAUGGAUCCUAUGGUGCGUGGCUGCACAGACCAAGUAGUACAUGGCUGACAGCUUUUGUAGUAAAAGUCAUGUCCCUCUGCCGUAAAUAUAUUGAGGUUGAUGUGGAAGAAAUCCGCAGAUCUGCCCUAUAUCUCACGACAAAACAAAGUGACACAGGAGCUUUCCUGGAGACCAAUGCAGUGAUCCACAAAGAUAUGAUGGGUGGUAUUGCGAAGAAUACAGCAGAUGUGUCCCUUACGGCCUAUGUGUUGGUGGCUCUCCAUCACGCCAAGGAUGCUAUGCCUGAAGAUGAUACCAAAGUGAAAAACAGUAUUGCUAAAGCCAUAGACUACCUCCGCUCUAUACUGAACAAUGUCAAAGAGCCAUACUCCCAGGCCGUCACUGCUUAUGCCCUCAAUCUUGCUUCCAGUGACUCCCUUUUGAAGGAAAAAGCCUAUACCAAUCUCAUGUUUACUGCACAGCAUGAUCGCAAUAAGAAUACGGUUCACUUUGGACCAAAGGGGACUGCACUUGCUGUUGAAGCCACAUCGUAUGCAUUACUUACUGCCCUACUCCAAGGAGAUCUGCCUAAUGCCAAGAAGAUAUACGUCUGGUUGUCAGAGCAAGAGAACUAUGGUGGAGGAUUUAAAUCUACCCAGGACACGGUGAUGGCGCUGGAGGCUCUCUCUGAAUAUUGGAUCAAGACUGACACAGGUGACGUAGAUGAAUUACGGGUGGAAAUCAACUCCCUGGAGAAAUCUCUGAAGCAGGACAUCACACUGCGAAGCGGGGAGAGCUCUCAGGAGGAGCUGAGAUCGAUGGGGACUAAAUUCAGGGUGAAAAUAUAUGGAAAAGGAACCGGAGUCUUAAAAGUUCUGAAGAUGUAUAACAUCAUCCAGUUGGAGGACACGACCUGCUCACAGCUGGAUCUCACCAUAAAGGUGCACGGUAAUAUUAAUGCAGACGAUGAAGAAAAUGAUUACGGAGAUGACUAUGAUUAUGAUGGAGAGGCCAUGUCCGACAAGCCCAGGAGGAACAUUGAAUGGCAUGACUUGAGGAGCAGAGCUCGUAGAGAGGUCUCCUCGCCCAAAGCAAAAGACGAGAAAGUCCUGUAUGAAGUGUGUAUUGGGAGAAAAUCCCAGACGGCUACAUCUGGCAUGGCGAUCGUAGAUAUUACUAUGCUCAGUGGAUUUCAACCCAGCACUCAAGAUCUGGACAAGCUAAAGGGCGAUCUUGAGGAUUACAUCAGUCACUAUGAGAUCCAAGGCGGAAGACUCAUCAUGUACUUCGAUAAGGUCUCCCAAAACAAAGAGUGUGUGAGCUUCGAGGCUGUCCAAACAGUGAAGAUCUCUCCCCUACAGCCGGCAUCAGCCAUCUUGUAUGAUUUCUAUGAGCCAGAGAAUCAAUGCAGAGUGUUCUACGGGGGCCCAGAUAAAUCCAGCUUGGUAAGCACGUUGUGCUCCGGGGACGUGUGCCAGUGUGCGGAAGGUUUAUGCCCCACGAGGCGGCGCUCUCUGGAACUGAAAGGAACUGUUCGACGAGACUUUGCCUGUUACAACCCAAGAGUGGCAUUCGGAUACCGCGUGAAAUUGGUGAACACCAGUGAGGAGGAGGCGUUUACUGUCUACACUGUUCACAUUGAGGAAGUUCUGCAGAAAAAUUCGGAUGAGCACAUCGCCAAAGGAGACACCAGAUACUUUUAUCAACGUUCAUCCUGCAAAAUGCGACUUGGUAACAAGGAGUAUCUGAUCAUGGGUCAAGAUGGACAAACCAAAGAUGACAAAGGACGAAUGAGAUACUUAUUAGAAAGCAACUCAUGGGUCGAGGAGCUGGCUGGACCACAAAAUUGUAAAGCUACCCGUAACCGGAAUGCAUGCAAUGAUAUGAACAACUUCAUGGGAGAUUACCGGAUAAAUGGCUGUAUGGUGUGACCACAUGGCUGUAUGGUGUGACCACAUGGCUGUAUGGUGUGACCACAUGGCUGUAUGGUGUGACCACAUGGCUGUAUGGUGUGACCACAUGGCUGUAUGGUGUGACAACAUGGCUGUAUAGUGUGACCACAUGGCUGUAUGGUGUGACCACAUGGCUGUAUGGUGUGACCACAUGGCUGUACUGUGAGACCACAUGGCUGUAUAGUGUGACCACAUGGCUGUACGGUGAGACCACAUGGCUGUACGGUGAGACCACAUGGCUGUACAGUGUGACCACAUGGCUGUAUGGUGUGACCACAUGGCUGUAUGGUGUGACCACAUGGCUGUAUGGUGUGACCACAUGGCUGUACGGUGUGACCACAUGGCUGUAUGGUGUGACCACAUGGCUGUAUGGUGUGACCACAUGGCUGUAUGGUGUGACCACAUGGUGGUAUAGUGCGGCCAUAUGGUAUUAUGGUGUAAUCAAUAUAUCAUCUCAGUAGAGUGUCAGUAUUAAUGUAGAUGUUCUUUUAUAUUUUACUUUACAAUAUUUCAAUUUAUUCAAUAAACUAUCAAG